Messenger RNA from Solenopsis invicta (red fire ant), 1855 nucleotides. Its product is annotated as protein yellow. Gene Ontology annotation, cellular component: extracellular region. NCBI's taxonomy places the organism in Eukaryota, Metazoa, Arthropoda, Insecta, Hymenoptera, Formicidae. Bases 373 to 1662 code for a protein of 429 amino acids. The transcript is spliced from 4 exons. The record is from RefSeq and is a predicted model, not a curated record.
AGAUGGUAGUAACGAUGUCGUUGCGUCGCGCGUCUCUCUUCAGUCAAAUCACGAUCGUCGUUGCGUGAUCAUUCGUUAACACAUUGCACUUAUAUAUACGAAUCUUGGCACACGCGGUCGACCUGCGUACGAAAAUAAACUUCAUUGAGAUCUUAUCCUAGAAACAUACAAAAAAUGAUAUUUUAUAAAGAUGUUAUACGAAUAUUUUGAGCAUAUCCUGACGACAUACGCAACCAGGGUUUGAACCUGGAUCACCCAACUAUCUUAAUCAAGAAACAAGCGCGGUGCUUAACAUUGGAUCUGUGAACAAGGAAGAGAGGAAAGAUAACUUUAGUGAUAUUCGCUCCAUAUCAAAGAUCAUCGAUUUAAAUAAUGGUGGAACGAUUGAUGCUAUUAGCCUUUCUAAUCACUGUAACGUUAUGCCAUGAGCAGUUUCUAAAGAUAUUUGAAUGGAAGUCGAUUGACUUCCAAUGGCCGACGGAAGAAGAACACGAAUUUGAUUUAAAGAACAACGGUUACAUACCGGCAAACAUCUUCAUUACCACUGUAAAAUUUUGGAAGGGUAAAAUGUAUCUAACAUUACCACGAUGGGAUGACGGCAUACCGGUAACGCUGGGCGUUACAUCGUCAAAACCGAUCAACGGGAUAAUAGCGCCCAAGUUGGAAGCCUUCCCCAACUGGGACAUGCAAAAAUUGGGUAAUUGUGACGCAUUCCAAUUAGUGCAUAGCAUAGAGAUUGAUCCUAAGGGUCGCAUGUGGGUACUCGAUACUGGUCGCCCCACGUCUUUGAGAAAAUCCAAAGCCGAUUGCUCGCCGCGCCUUGUUAUUCUCGACCUUGAGGAUAAUGGCAAGAUUCUUCGUACUUAUGAAUUUCCUGAGAAUGUAACUAGUCGCAAAAAUGUGUAUCUCAAUGAUAUUGUUCUUGAUCAUGAGGACGGCGGUAUGGCAUAUAUCACUGACACUAGCGACACCGAUCCUGGCAUCAUUGUAUACUCCUUAAAGGAUAACAAUUCCUGGAAAGUUCGACACAACUCUAUGAAAGCCAAAUCAGAGGCAGUUAAAUUCAUGGUAGGAAAUAAGUACGUAAUCAAACCAAUACACGUGGACGGCAUAGCACUUUCUCCAGCAAGCAGUAGCAACAGGCAAGUCUAUUAUUCGCCUUUGUCUUCUUUCCAUCUGUAUUCAAUUUCGACAUCCGCUCUGAAGUACAACGCGACGACUAUUGAUGGAUACGUAUGGGAACUUGGACGGAAGUCUUCUCAAACGGAUGGCAUGGCAAUGUCGUCCACUGGCGUGCUUUACUUCGGUCUAUUAGCUGACGAUGCCAUUGCCAUGUGGGAUACCAAGAAUACAACAUCCUUUACCAUUGGUCAACGAGUUAUAUGGCGCGAUCAUGAACUGACACAGUGGCCCGAUAGCUUCGCUUUUGAUGAAGACGGAUAUUUUUGGUGCGUUAGCAAUAUGCUGCAAAACUUCUUAAACGGUCAUGUUGAUAUCAACGAGCCCAACUAUCGUCUCAUUCGAUUACACGUAGGUGUUAAAAGUUAUCAAUAUUACGAAAAUGGCACGGCGCCUGAAUUACCUAAUCCCGCCGGUGCUGAUUCUGUUAGAAUUGCUUUCGCCACGCUGUUGCCUACCAUUUUAAUACUUAUCGCAAAGUAAUUGUUUAUACUAAAAUCCAAUUAAAGUUAUAUACGUUACGUAUACAAAGAAUUUACGAAUCUACGUUAAAACAAUCGAUCACAUUAACUUUUAAAUGUGUUUUUACGGUUUAUUUAUAAAUGUAAAUAAUUACUCUCAUCCCAGUAAACACAGAAAAUAAUAGUUAUAUAAUUUGUGUGUCACGUUAUAUAAC